Colletotrichum siamense is the source of this 252-nucleotide messenger RNA. RefSeq lists its product as uncharacterized. Lineage: Eukaryota; Fungi; Ascomycota; Sordariomycetes; Glomerellales; Glomerellaceae. Bases 1 to 252 code for a protein of 83 amino acids. The record is from RefSeq and is a predicted model, not a curated record. The transcript is spliced from 2 exons.
AUGAAGCCCGGACCAGACGCUGACGACGUAGGAGCCACGGAGUUGUGGUGCAGGGAGCUUUGCUCAACCUUCAGCAAAAUAUGCAAUCAGAGUGAAGAGAUCAAGCUCUAUUUCCGAGCUCCCGAGCCCUCGUGCUCGUACGACUUGAACGAUGGUUUGCAGCGGCAGCGGCAGCAGCGGCAGUGGACUGGACAUGAAUCCCAAGACUCAACAAGACCUGGCAGUGUACUUGCCAAAUCGGUUGAUCUCUAG